Messenger RNA from Entrophospora sp. SA101, 1266 nucleotides. Lineage: Eukaryota; Fungi; Glomeromycota; Glomeromycetes; Entrophosporales; Entrophosporaceae. The record is from the annotation of a GenBank genome assembly.
AUGUCUACUUACAAAACUUCUGAGCCACGAUUAGAGGAUGAUUUAUUUUCAGAACGAGCUCAAUUUCCCAAUGAUUUUGUACCACCAUUUCAAAAGGCUCUUAAGGAUGCCGUAAUCGCCUGCAAUGAUCUAAUUAAUUUCAUGCCUAAAAAAAAACUUGAAGAACAACAAUUUUAUGUGGGAUUUAGUGGUAGUUUUUUUCAUCAUUUGAAUCCAAGAACUUUGAAAUCAAUUCAUUUAUCAAAAUUAAUUAGCAUCGUGGGAAUUGUAUCACGAUGUUCAUUUGUUAGAUUAAAACUUGCAAAAAGUGUUCAUCACUGUGGAAAAACUGGGGAAUUCCAUCAAAAAGAAUAUAGAGAUUUUACAACAAUAGGAAAUUUCAUACCUACAUCAAAUGCCUAUCCAACUGAAGAUGGCAGCGGAAAUCAAUUGACCACUGAAUUUGGAUAUUCAGUUUAUCGUGAUCAUCAAACAAUCUGUCUUCAAGAAAUGCCGGAAAAAGCUCCUGCUGGUCAACUGCUAAGAUCAAUCGAUAUAGUAUUAGAUGAUGACUUGGUCGACAAGGUAAAACCUGGUGAUCGCAUCCAAUUGGCUGGCAUUUAUAGGGCUAUUGGAAAACCAAGUCAAAACUCUACUUCUGCAACAUUUAGAACUGUUCUUAUUGCUACAAAUAUUACCAUCUUGUCUGGCGACAUGUGUAAUAAUAUUAUUACUGCUGACGACUCUUCUAAAAUUGAAGAGAUUGCAAAACAAAGAAAAGAUGACAUAUUUGAAUUUCUCACUAAAUCGUUAGCACCUUCAAUAUAUGCUACAGCACAUGCGAAAGCACGCUUACGCGAAAAGGUUACUGUAAAGGAUGCAAAAGUAGCAGAAGAAAUUGUAAGGUUUGCCUUAUUCAAGGAAGUAAUUAACAAGAAAGUUAAAAGACGUACUAGACGUAAUAAUCAUAAAAGACGUAAAGUAAGUGUUAAUUCACAUAAAGGCAAAGGUAGAAUGGAAGUAGACUCGCCUCCAAAAGGAGAUGAAAACACAAAUCAAUCAACUUUAUCACAAAAUCGAUAUGAAACGUUCAGAGAACUAUUCAGCAAAAUCACAUCAAAGUUUUUAUCGAAAAUAAAGUAUGAUGAAUUACUCGAGGAAAUAAAUAAAUUAUCAGCAGAAAAUAAUAUAGAACAUUUUGAUGUUGAAGAAAUGAAAUCUGCUUUGGAAGCAAUGGAAAAAGAUGGUAAAGCAUUGCGUACAGAUGAUUCUGUCUUUCUAAUAUAA